This is a messenger RNA of Plodia interpunctella (Indianmeal moth), 8313 nucleotides long. RefSeq lists its product as uncharacterized. The transcript has 21 exons. The record is from RefSeq and is a predicted model, not a curated record. Bases 352 to 3000 code for a protein of 882 amino acids. Gene Ontology annotation, cellular component: plasma membrane; postsynaptic density membrane. NCBI's taxonomy places the organism in Eukaryota, Metazoa, Arthropoda, Insecta, Lepidoptera, Pyralidae. Gene Ontology annotation, biological process: monoatomic ion transport. Gene Ontology annotation, molecular function: ligand-gated monoatomic ion channel activity; signaling receptor activity.
UCCAGCAAUUCGCGAAUUUUACUCAUCCAUACAUCUAUACAUUCAUGAAAUAAUCAGUAGCUUUCUGUAUUUCCUUUAGACGGACAUCGCGUCUGCGAUUUCGCUAAAUACAAACGGUUUUUAAUUGCCAAAAGCUGAAUUCCCACGGAAAAUAACCUAAAAAUGUCGUUAAGAGGUCGCUUGUGCGUGUUCUAGUGUUAAUUUGAGAGUGUUUUAUGACGAAAAUGAAUGGAUAAUCUAAGCAAAUAUUCGAUGACAACGAAGAAUAAUGAGGCUAUGCUCGAAGCUGUGUUGAAUGUAAGGUAUUGAUGAUUGCGAGGCGGACACGCUGGCCGGUGAUGUGGCGAGAAUAUGUUGCGCGAGUGGCGCUGCUUCCUGGUCCUGCUGAACGCUGUCGCCGCUGUGUCGCCCGUCAUUAAGAUUGGAGCAAUAUUCACAGAGGAGGGGCGCGGGGGGAGCGCAGAGCUGGCCUUCAAAUACGCCGUGUACAGGAUCAACAAGGAACGGAGUCUGUUGCCCAAUAGCACGCUUGUCUACGACAUACAGUACACGGCUGCGAGGGAUUCUUUCAGAACUUAUAAGAAAGCCUGUCUCCAGAUAAAGUCGGGAGCGGUCGCUAUAUUCAGCAGCGCGGGUCCCUUGCUCGGUUCCACGUUGGGCGCCAUGUGUCGAACUCUGCACACCCCGCAUUUUGUGGUGGCGGUUCAGAGAAUGUUUACUCGCAACGAAACCAACGAAUUCACAGUUAAUUUGUACCCCGCAAGGGAGCUGGUGAACAAGGCUUUCCUGGAUCUGAUCAGUUAUCUCAACUGGACAAAGAUUGGGCUCAUUUAUGAGGACUACGGAUAUGGAGAGUUGAACGUCAUGAACAUAGCGCGUGAUGGUCGCAACAUGUUUGCGGUUAGAUGCUCUGGCGCACACGAGUACAGACACGCCUUGGCUUUGUUAAAGGCCCAAAGUAUUGGCCACAUCAUUGUGGACACUGAGCCUAAAAAGUUUAGGCAGCUGGCGAGAGCGAUUCUACAGUUGCAAAUGAAUAACGAGGAUUACCAUUAUAUUUUCACUUCGUUUGACAUGGAACUAUUCGAUCUCGAAGAUUUUUAUUACAAUCGCGUGAACAUGAGCGGUUGGCGGCUCGUGGACCGCGGUUCAGACAAGGUCAAAGACGCACUGCAGGUCAUGGAGAAGUUCCAUCCGAUCGGGGCCAGCAUACUCAGCGGGGGGCAUAUUAAGACAGAACCAGCGUUAUUAUACGAUGGUGUGCAGAUAUUGGCGCUGGCGCUAUCGUCCACAGAUGAUUACAGUCCAUCCAACGUUUCGUGUGACGUCGAGACCCCAUGGGUCCAUGGGAAGACGUUAAUGGACAACAUUAAUAAGAUCCAAGCGCAUGGGUUAACUGGCCCUAUUGAGUUUGAAAACGGACAACGGACGAACUUCUCCCUUCAGCUGAUGAGGCUGUCCGGGGGCGAGAGGGGGGGUGUGGUCAUGUCCGGCCACUGGGUCCCAGGCGGGGGGCUGGGGGUCACUGACCCCGCCGCUUACAGGAGGGACCCGCCCCCCAAUGUCACACUAACUGUUGUCACUGUUGAGGAAAAACCAUAUGUGAUGGUUAAAGAGGGUUGGAAUCUUCAAGGGAACGCACGAUUCGAAGGGUUCUGUAUAGAUUUACUAGCUCGAGUGGCUGCGAGAGCUGGUUUCCAUUACAGGCUGCGGUUGGUCCCCGACAAUAUGUACGGCGCCAGGGACCCUGACAGCGGACAGUGGAAUGGGAUUGUCAGGGAACUGAUGGAUAGGAAAGCCGAUAUAGCAGUGGCCUCUAUGACUAUAAAUUAUGCGAGAGAAGCAGUGAUUGAUUUUACAAAGCCUUUUAUGAAUCUUGGUAUAGGGAUAUUGUUCAAAGUACCGACGUCUCAGCCCACACGUCUGUUUAGCUUUUUGAACCCAUUAGCUAUAGAAAUAUGGCUGUAUGUGUUGGCUGCUUACAUACUGGUUUCGUUUACUUUGUUCGUCAUGGCGCGAUUCUCGCCUUACGAAUGGUCUUCCAGCACCCGCGUCUGCGGCCACGAGACAAAAUUGUUGACCAAUCAGUUCAGUGUCUGUAAUUCCUUUUGGUUUAUCACCGGGACUUUCCUGAGACAGGGAUCUGGACUCAACCCGAAGGCAACCUCCACCCGAAUCGUUGGCGGUAUAUGGUGGUUCUUCACCCUAAUUAUCCUGUCGUCAUACACUGCGAACCUGGCGGCGUUUCUGACUGUGGAGAGGACGGUGUUGCCGAUACAAAGCGCGGCGGACCUCGCGGCGCAGACCAACAUACAGUACGGAACACUCAAUGGAGGCUCCACUAUGACCUUCUUCAGGGAUUCCAACAUAGAUAUUUACCAGAAGAUGUGGCAGCAUAUGUCCACAGCGUCCCCGCCGUCGCUGGUCCCCUCGUACGAGGAAGGGGUCCGAAGGGUUCUGAAUGGGAACUACGCGUUUCUGAUGGAGUCCACUAUGCUGGACCACAGGGUCCAGAGGGACUGUAAUCUGACUCAGAUCGGAGGCUUGCUGGACUCCAAGGGCUAUGGUAUAGCGACGUGGAAGGGUAGUCCUUGGCGUGACAAGAUCUCCCUCGCGAUACUAGAACUGCAAGAGAAGGGGGUCAUACAAAUAUUGUAUGACAAGUGGUGGAAGAACACGGGUGACGUUUGCAACAGAGACGGCAAGGACAGCAAGGCCAACCCACUCGGAGUUCAGAAUAUUGGUGGAGUUUUCGUGACCCUGCUCUGUGGUCUGGCGCUGGCCAUCAUGGUGGCCAUUUUGGAAUUCUGCUGGAACAGCAAAAAAACCGCCGCUCAGGGACGCCAGUCGUUGUGCAGUGAGAUGGGGCAGGAGCUGCGCACGGCCAUGCGCGGCGGCGCGGGCUGCGCGCGCUGCGAGCCCGCGCACGUGCCCGCCGCACGGUACGAGAUACAAGACACUGGUCGGAGCAGCGUGGAGCUGCGCGAGCUGCGCUCGUAGCGGCGCGCCGGGCCGGCCUCCGCGCCGGCCUCGCCCGCGCCUCGCCCGCGUGCGACCUGUUUGCAUAAUUCAGUAGGAUCCCUGCGGCGCACGACAUCGUAUGUUCUAAAAGAGCCAGGCAAGAAACACGUGCAGAUUAUCGCUUAGUUUUCAAAAUGGUUUUAAACAGAGACUUCCUAUCUCAUACUGUCUCACUUCUAUCACACUCGGACGCGGCCAAUCACAGUGCGGUAUUGUCACGUGAUUUUCUAAAAGUGACAACAAGCAAUGUGAUUGGCGGAGAGGCGCGUGGUGGUGUCUUUGUUUAAAAUGUGUAUUAACGAUUUAUUAAUGUUAUUUAAAUGCGAUAGCGAUUUUAUUUGGCGAAUUAAGGUUAUGAAAUUAAAUUUAUGAUUAUACAGUUCUGGAAAUAUAUAAUUUUAAACUUAUACAAUAUUAUAUUAUGAUUUAACUUUGGCUUUGAAUUCAAUUAAUUGAACUUCAGAUAUAUUUGGUACCAUUAUUUUUAUUAAAAUGUUAAUAAAUUAUUUAGGUAUUAUAACGAUAAGAUUUGCCAAAUAAAAUAUUAAGUAAAAUAAGCGAAAAUAUACAAAUACUAUUGUGUUCUAUUAAUGUAUAUAAAUUUAUAUACGUACGUAUACAAAAAUAUAUUUAAAAGACUACAGAAUGAAAAUUCGAAAUUUUGCAGCUAAAAUUAAAACUUAAUCUUGUUUAAAAGUAUGCAUUUGUAAUAUUUUUGUAAAUAUAUAUAAUUUUUUUAAGUAAUACAAAUAUGUUAAUUAUGAAACGGAUGUUAGAUACCUGCCCCACUUUUCAGGUACACAAAUAAAAAUUAAAACAAAAAGUAAAAGUCUUGAUAAAUUAAAUUAAAUGUUGAUCUUUUAAUUAAUUGUGAGCGUUUUUAUUAUUAUAACAUAUUCAGGGUUACUGGCAUCAAACGCAAAACCUCCUAAAGACUACUCGGGUACAUCAAAACAAGCAACUUUUAUUCUACGAGUUUUCGUGAUUCGUAGUGUUUUUUUUAAUGAAAAAAAAUCCAAUCUAAUUUGCGAUUCUACACAUGUUCACUGUAUGCAAUAGCCGAGCGACACGAGACAGUACGGUAGCGUUAUGUAGCGGAAUCGAACAUAGAGUUAACGUUUUAUAGAAAAGACAUUAAAACUAAAAAAAAUGUUUUUUUUUUGUAUGUUUUACGUUUAUACAAAAGUCGUGGGACAAAAAAUGUUAGUCUCUAUGUACCUUAUGCGCCUUUGGAAGGUUAUGCGUUAGACACCAGUAACCCUGUAUAUUAUUAAUUAGUUAUUCGAUAAAUUACAUAAUUAAUUCAUAAUAUGUAUAGAUGAGUAAAUAUUUCAUUAAAAAGUUACCUAUCAAGACUUUUAGCUUCAUAUUGUGUUACCUUUUUUAAUAAAAAAAGGUGUAUUUCGUUAAAAAACUGUACGGUUCACAGGCGGUCUACAUGUUGCCAAGUCCCAAAUCUCCAAAUCAAAAAUUAUUCAGAAAUUAGGCCUUCACAGGCACUUUUUCACGUCAUAUUCUAAAUUAAUUGGUGUUUACCAAAGCUACAAACUACUAGCAUUUCGGAACGACCAUUGCUGAGAAGAAAUGCCGAAAGAAACUCAUUCAAACAGUGUUGGUCCCUAAUAUGUCAGAAGGGCUUACCAUUUUUUUAAUAUGAAUUUAUGUAUAUUUUUUUAUCGCUAAUAUAACAAUGUAAGCACACAAUGAAGUACAUGGUCAAAAGGUAUACUGAAACAUAUUAUUAUUGUGAUUAAGUGCUGAUGAAAGGAAAAUAUAUAUGUAUAAUUAACCAAACAAAAAGAAACUUUUAAUAAAAGACCGAGCUGACUAGUUCCCCCCCACCCGUUCACGAGUUGACGCAUGAGUCAGCCAUCGCGAAGCUCAACCACAAUAGAGGGAACCUCCCGACCCGAUCCACGACGCCGCUACCGGUUUGACCAUUUGAGUGUGCAUGACAUACUCGAUCUCUAUAAUCUAACAUAAUAGAUACCUAUGUUAUCUCAGGAAACAGAUGAACCAACAAAUGUAGACAUAAUAUAACCACAAGUCUACGGUAAGCUACAUGCGAUUGCCAACCCGGAAUAUUACGACAGCUGUCGUGCUAGCACGCCGAUAUCAGUUCCUGACAGCGAAACUGUGCACUUUAAUCUUGUGAUGCAAAAUACGAUAGAUUUUUAGUUUGUGCUCGAGAUAUUUGUGAAUAAUAUUUAUAUAUGCCUGAAACACAAGAUGCUUUUUCUUCCUAGCUCAGGCGGCAACCUUUGUUUUAAAUUUUAGAUCUGUUGUAUAACUUUUUUUUUUAUGUGACAUGAGUAAUUUUUUUAAAGACAUAUUAGUUUAUUUAUUGUUAUGGGAUAUGAAGUUAGAUGACAAAUGUGUAUUAUUUCCAAAUGUUGGUAAAAUAAUUUUUUAAUAAUGGUAUGUUUGACAGAAAUAUUUCUUUUGACACAUUUGCUUGCAAAUAAUUGAGAGGCUACGUCGGUCUAAUCGCAUGGUCUAAUCUAAUUAAAAAAUGUUAUUGCGUGAACAGUCUUUUGUAGAACUCAGUUUUCGUUUAGUUUUGAUUGUCAUAUAUAUAUAUAUUUAUCUGUCCUUAGGUGAAUUUCACGACUGUUUGAACGCGGCGUGUAGCGUUUCAUUAAUGUCACACGUUUUAUUUUAUUUAAUUCAUUUAUAAAAUUAACAUUGUACCAGUACUUUGCUUAUUUAUAAAAUAGGAUAAUUAAAUUGCUUAUUACUGUGUACGGUACAAUUUAAUAAACACUAAUGACAGCCGCCCGCGGCGAAGUUAAAUGAAUUUAAAUACUUUACAUAUAUUUUAUGUAAUGACAGAAUGUCAGACACAGACCUAUAAAAUACAUAUAGGUCUGUGUGUGUCACAUUGAAUUAAAAGAUUUUUCUGUAUAUUUAAGUUAUAUGUUGAAAGAUAAAUUAAUGAUAAGUUUAUUUUAAAAUGUCGAUUUUGUUCAUUCUAUUUAAAUAGUGUUAAAUUUUAACCUCGUUUACACUGUAUAUUGUACGGCAAGGUUGUGCGCCCCUCAACAGUACAUCACAACCUCAUUACUGAUGCCCCACCGUUGUAACUAACUAUUAAACGUCCGUACUCCGCGCUGUUCCGCAAGCGACUGAGCCCCGCUCCAGUGCUCUUCACGAUAGUAGAUGGUAAAUAAUAAUAAUAAUUUAUUUUAUUUAAUAAUUCUUUAUUUUCUCACCAUAACCACAAAAACGUAAUACAACACAAAUUAAGACUUAAGUAUAACAAUGUGUCUUAAUUAUAAUAUUGGGUUGGAAUUAAUUUAUUAAACAAAGGUAUUUGGAAAUCGCCUUUUAUUUCGAGAUUGACAUUGGCAUAAGUGACGCGCCGUGCGUUCCGUUAUACUCUUAUAUUGUAGGUUACACACUGAACCGUGUUUCAAUAUUGAUAUUAUGACAUACUAUAUACCGUGUCAAUCUCCACAUUGACGUUGGCAAAAUCAUCGUUUUGCCGGACGAUGGAGCCAUGACACUUAAAAAAAAAACAGUGGGAAAAAGUGUAGGUAUCAGGUUUUAAUUUUAUAAUUUUUAUAUACUCUUAUAUUGUAGGUUACACAUUGAACCGUGUUUCAAUAUUGAUAUUAUGACAUACUAUAUACCGUGUCAAUCUCCACAUUGACGUUGGCAAAAUCAUCGUUUUGCCGGACGAUGGAGCCAUGACACUUUAAAAAAAAACAGUGGGAAAAAGUGUAGGUAUCAGGUUUUAAUUGGUACUAAAAUAAUUAUAAAAAGUAAAGAUUUGUAUUUCUGUUCUUUGUUUUUUGAGUAUUCAUAAAUAAUUUGUUCGACAGAAAGUUUACAGUAGUCUCAUUACAACCACGAAAUUCAGCUUCGUCACAAAGAUCAAUAGAACUACCUAUAUGAAUAUAAGGAACUAGAAAAUAUAUGGUAACAAGAAUAAUACGUUUUAAACUUUGAAUGUAUUUGUAAACGUGUUUGAAUAAUAUAACAAUGACGUUAUAUUAUUCAAAUAGUGAAAUAAAACGUAUUUUAAGAGUGAAUGUUGUUAUACAUACGUAUAACAUAGCAGCGCAGGUUUAAUUAGAUACGAAAGUAUUAGAAAGGAUUUUUAGCGGAUUAUAUUUAUGAAAAACUUCCAUAAAAUAAUACACUUUUAUCUCUAAUGAAGUCUGCGCAGAUGGUCGCCAUUUUGGUUCAAUUUAAGUGCCCAGGAUUGUUUUUUAAUGCCAUUGUUUUAUCUUUCACGAUUAGCCCCCUAAUAUUACGAGUACAGCUGUCGGAUUUUGAUAAGAUUUUUUGUAGUUAGAUUGAUAUUAGAGGAAGUACCAGAGGAAGUUAUACUUUUAAUACAUCGUCAAUGUUUUGUCUAUACGCUCUGUCCAUGAUUCUGAACAACAUUCCGUAUGGGAAUAACUCCGAAAUCGCGAGCAAAAAAAAAAAAAACCAGCUGUUCUAUACAAAAAUAAACACCUAACUUGUGCAAAAUGUAUGGAUCACCUUUGUUUUCGCGAUUUCAAGGUUGCUUCCAUACGAAAAGUUGUUCAGCACUGUCGACUGAGCGUGUACAUACAACAAUGACAAUGUAUAAGAAAUCCUGUAUAGGGAUUUUUGGAACCUUUGGAUUGAAUAUGAUAACCUUUUUUUUUUACUAAUUAUUAAUUAUUUAUUGGUUUUCAUUUAAAUUCUACUUUUUCAAUAAAUAACAUGCAUAAUAAUAUAGCACCCGUAACGGGGCUGCAUUUUUUUUUUACUGAUUAUAUUUUUUUAAUAAUAUUUCUUUUUAUUGGUUGUAAUUUAAAUUGUACUUUAUUAAUAAAUAACGUAUACCUAUAUAGCACCCGUGCGAAGCCAGGACGGGUCGCUGGUGUGUCAUAGAAUUCCGGCACGAAAAUUAGCAAAAAAUCCAGUGAUUAAUAAAAUUCUCUUUUCAAUCAAAUAAGUGUACAAUAAUUUAAAUUGGGUAUUGUAUUAUUGAUAUAUGAAUGUGUGUGUAUUUGUGAUAUGUAUACGUGUCAACACAGACUGUUUUCGCACCGAUUUGUAUCUUAUUAUAAUAUAUUAUAAUGUUAGUAAACAAGACUUUUUCACCAAAGACUAACAAUAGUUUGAAGUUAUCGUGUCUUAUUAAUAAAAUAUAAUAAAUAUACCUAACAUUCGUUUAAAUAUAUAUUUUUUUUAUUAGAUUGAUGCCUUUUUUUGUGAAAUUCUUUGUGCAAUGAUUAUUCGACCAAAAUUUUUCUAGUGCAAACAGUUUAAUUAACAAAAAAAAAACGAAAAAACAAUCUUUUUUUUUAAAUA